AUGGAUUUACUAACCAAGUUUGAUAAGGAGAGGCAUCUUCAACUUGGUGAUGAAAUCCAAAGGGCAAGGGCAUGCUUGGAAUUUGCUGAAGGCCAAAUUGAAGAUGACAAAAGGCAUGCCAAUCUGGAUAGGACGAAGUUGCAGCGCAUGAAGCAUAGACACAAACGACUUCAGAGUGUAGCUGUUAAAAAAUACAAGAACUCAUCUAAUGCGGUGGAGUCAAAGAAGCGUGUGAUGCAAGCUGGAUUCGACUACUUCCGGUCCUAUGCAAAACUCGUCAUACCUGGGUUUGAUUGGUCAUCUAUUACCAUUUCCGACGUAAACAAAUAUGCUCAGCAAGGGAAGUAA
Messenger RNA from Prunus armeniaca (apricot), 348 nucleotides. The record is from the annotation of a GenBank genome assembly. NCBI's taxonomy places the organism in Eukaryota, Viridiplantae, Streptophyta, Magnoliopsida, Rosales, Rosaceae.